Scophthalmus maximus (turbot) is the source of this 2594-nucleotide messenger RNA. Its product is annotated as zona pellucida sperm-binding protein 4-like. Bases 904 to 2574 code for a protein of 556 amino acids. The record is from RefSeq and is a predicted model, not a curated record. Gene Ontology annotation, cellular component: egg coat. Gene Ontology annotation, biological process: binding of sperm to zona pellucida; prevention of polyspermy. The transcript is spliced from 12 exons. Gene Ontology annotation, molecular function: structural constituent of egg coat; acrosin binding. NCBI's taxonomy places the organism in Eukaryota, Metazoa, Chordata, Actinopteri, Pleuronectiformes, Scophthalmidae.
CUGGUCAAAACUUGACACAAUAGUUUUAGACCAAUUCAAGUUUUGAUCUGUGCCAUCACUCAUAAACAAUGUUUAGGCCUAAUAUUCAAGAUUCAUGCAUUUCAAUAGCAUAGGACAUUUCCAUAAAUUGGGAUUACGCAGAUUUAACAUAAAAAAAACAAAUAAACUUGAUGUGAUGCACAUCAGUCAAACGUAAAUGAAACAACUGGAAUUCAUGUAAUAGUUUGAAUAAACCCACUGUGUUUGAAAUAAACAAUAACCAGAUCGUUGUGCUUAUAAUCAGUGAUUCCACUUUUCUAGCACUUUUCAUACCAAAAAAAUGCAACGCAAAGUGCCUCACAACCAAUGAAAUGCAACACACACACACACACACACACACAGAGUUGUACAGUUGUACAGAGAACCAGUCCCAAUGCAGAUGAAAUGAGAAAGUAUGAGUCAUAAAGCGGGUGAAAGCCCGUCAACGUGCAAUUUGACCUGUAUAGAUUAUAGCUCCAAAUGGACUUUUGCAUGGGUUACAUGAGUAACUGGUGUUGCUAUAGGGAUAUGGAGAGGCGUGAGGGUGGCGAGGCCUUUGAGAUAUGCAGUGAUUUAAUUGAAGUGGCCCACUGGGGCUACAUACCUUUAUGAUUUAAACAUGUUGACUUUUUUUCUGCUUUUUAAAAAUAUUUGUCCUACUUCUCAUAUAAACUUGCGGAUAAUGCUGAGACAAAACCUGUGACGCGAGUUCCACCUUCUCGUCGCCUGGAUGACAAUAAACGCAGCAAGCCUCGAACUAAUCAACACUAAUGAGCAGGUGUCACGUGACUCCUCCCCCCGCCCGCGUCAAAGAAAAGAUCGGACACUUCUAGAGCCCUUCAAAACUAACAUAAUUUGAACAUCGACCAUCCCGGCAUCAAGGAGAUGAGUCGUGCGAAACUGUGUUGGGUUUCCUUAGCUCUUGCCCUCGCGGCUCAGCACUGCUGGUGUCUCUCAGCCGCCCCGAUGAAGAAGACGCCAGAUCGGAGGCGACAGCUCGCCCUGCCGAGAGUCACCUGCGCGGUCCGAAGUAUAAAAGCUGUGUUCGGUCCAACAGUCAAAAGGAAUAUACAUGUCAGAGAUAUGUCAGGGGCCAUGGUCCCAGUGCCAGAGGACUCCUGUGGCGUGAGAGUUGGUAGAGAGAAAAACCAAAACCUCCUCUUCUACAGCAGAUAUGACAGCUGCUACGUGCAGAUCGAGGGCUACAAAGUGGUCAUACCUCUGCAGGUCCAGCUGACCGGAGAGGAUCAAUGGUUCAGCGUCAACAUCAGCUGUCCCCUGAUAAAGAGAAGCCGAGAGGAGACUCCGUCCAACCCGACACUGUUGCCUGGAGAGUGCGGCACGGACAGAGCUCUGCGAGUGGGCUGCGGCCAUCGAACCAUUUCUAGUGAUGCCUGCGACAAACUAGGAUGCUGCUACGAUGGUCAUGAUUUCACCUGCUACUACAGACUCAAUGCCUGCUCUGUGGACGGACACUUUGUGUUCUCAGUGAAGGCCACAGACACGGACCCGCCGAUCACUCCCAGCAGCCUCAUAGUCAAGGAUCAGCCACAGUGUUUCCCCGAGGUCACCACUCCAGACACGGCUGUCUUCAAGAUUGGAGUCACGGACUGUGGCGCGAAGAAGAAGGUAGAUGGAGAUGUUGUGAUCUAUGAGGUGGAAGUGGAGGAGCUGUACUCUGAAAAUAGAGCAAGACAUUCUCCAUUCAGCGUUGGGGUUUUCAGUCUCCAGGUCCAGUGUGAAUAUGCGGCGGCAGACCUGAAGCGCGCAGCAGACUUGCGGUCCCUGUAUGCGGUGACGAACCCCCCACCUGUGGUUGCACUGGGAACCAUCAGAGUGCAGAUGAGAAUAGCCACAGAUGCAUCGUUCACAUCCUUCUUUCCCGAAGAGCAGCUUCCACUAACUUUGCCCCUGCGCGAAGCUGCGUAUGUAGAAGUUUCGAUCGCCCAACCGUCCCCGGACCCCACGCUUUCCCUGCGUGUGCAGGACUGCUUUGCCUACCCCGGGUCCAGACACUCUGUGUGGAUGCUUCUCUAUGAUGGAUGCCCAAAUCCUUUGGAUAACAUGAGAAGCUCUGUCCCCGUUGACAAGCAGGGGAAGACUACCUCCCACUCCCAAGUGAGGAGGUUUGAUGUCAAGACCUUUGCCUUCUUGGACCCUCACACAGGCCAUCCAAGUGGGGAGGAAAUGUACUUCUAUUGUUGGGUGGAAAUCUGCACAGAUGAUGACGACUGUGCACAGAGCUGUGCCCUCAUUUCAUCUGAGGGUGAGAGGAGGAGGAGGAGGAGGAGAAGAGGGACCACGUCCGAGUCCGACCAGCUCCAUUUGGUGUCCUCGGGGCCGCUGCUGCUGGGUCAGAACAACACCGAAGUGGAAGAGAAUCCAUGCGUGAGACAGAACACAAUGUUCCAGGUGACGGUGUAUAUCCUCUCCGGGGUCGGCGCUGCCCUGCUGCUGGUCCUGCUGUUCACUCUGUGGUCGAGCCUCGCCAAGUGUCAGAAGACAGAAACGCAACAAGCUUGUGAUGCACGAGUUGACAUUGAACAGUGCCAGUAAAUCACUUCUCCCUUCUAUAA